Pelobates fuscus (common spadefoot toad) is the source of this 2268-nucleotide messenger RNA. RefSeq names its product outer dynein arm docking complex subunit 4 (gene ODAD4). Gene Ontology annotation, cellular component: cytoplasm. Bases 67 to 1650 code for a protein of 527 amino acids. Gene Ontology annotation, molecular function: protein binding. Lineage: Eukaryota; Metazoa; Chordata; Amphibia; Anura; Pelobatidae. The record is from RefSeq and is a predicted model, not a curated record. The transcript is spliced from 13 exons.
AGCACGCUGCUGGUAUCCAUCGCAGAGAAGGCAAAGUCAGUUUUCUCCCAUAGAACAGAAAACACCAUGGCUGAGGAAAUAGAUGGGGAGCAGGGACCCCGAAGCUCCUUUACCACAUACAUGGCCGAAGGCGAGCAGCUUUUCCAGAAGGGAGAGUACGAAAAAGCCGUGGAAAGCUUCAGCAAUGCUUUACUUCUUCAGCCCUGUGAGAAGAACUGCCUUGUUGCUCGCUCAAAAUGUUACUUAAAGCUUGGAGAUUCAGAAUCUGCCCUACAAGACGCAGAGGCUUCCUUACGUGAUGAGUGCAAUUUCUUCAGGGGUCUUUACCAGAAGGCAGAGGCGCUCUAUGCAAUGGGAGAUUUUGAAUUUGCCCUUGUGUAUUACCACAGAGGAUUCAAACUGCGUCCCGAGCUGCAAGAAUUCCGCCUGGGGAUUCAGAAGGCACAGGAAGCUAUUGAAAAUUCUGUAGGAACUCCUACAUCAGUUAAACUAGACAACAAAUGGGAUAUGCACUUUAUGAGCAAGCAAGAAGAGAGCAAGAAAGCUAAACAGAAGACGACAGUUAAAGCCCCCAAGAAGGACACAAAGCAACAGAAAAAGGUAGACCCCUUAAGGAGUCAGAAGACGACCCGUCAAUUGCUUGGAGAGUUGUACAGCGAUAAAGAAUAUCUGGAGGCGCUUCUGAAGGAUGAAGAUCUUGUGAAAGGAAAUGCUCGUAGUGGGAUAAAGCUUCAAAACUUGAUCUUAAAUGGUAUAAACUAUUUAGACACUCGCACAGAUUUUUGGAGGCAGCAAAAGCCUAUUUAUGCCCGAGAGAGAGACCGAAAGAUCAUGCAGCAGAAGUGGAACCGGGAGAAAAAUAAGCCAUCCGACCCCAACCAAUACAUUCUGAAAAGCUUGGAAGAAAUUGAUCAUUGCCUCUUUAAUGGAAACCCCGAAGGCAGCCUCAAGAAGGCCCAAAAAGCAUUAAAGAACAUACAGAGUUGGAAAGCAGAAGAUAUUCCCAACAAACAGGAAUUGAUAGGGAACCUGUACAGCUGCAUUGGAAAUGCUCAAAUAGAUCUGGGGCACAUGGAGGCAGCUCUGCAGAGCCAUACUAAAGAUCUGGAGAUUUCAAAAGAAUACAACCUAACUGCAUCAAACUCAAGAGCUCUUGAUAACAUUGGUAGAGUCAAUGCAAGGAUUGGGAAAUUUAAGGAUGCAAUCAAAGCGUGGGAAGAGAAAAUCCCUUUGGCCAAUUCAAGUCUGGAGAAAACAUGGCUGUUCCAUGAGAUUGGAAGAUGCUAUCUGGCAUUAGAAGCACCAGUUGAAGCUAGGGAUUAUGGAGAAAAAUCUCAGGUGGCUGCGGAGGAAGCUGAGGACACUGAGUGGCAGCUAAAUGCCAGCGUCUUAGUGGCACAGGCCCAAGUGAAGCUAGAGGAGUAUGAGUCAGCAGUUACCAACUUUGAGAAAGCCCUCGAGAAUGCAAAACUACUCCACAAUGAGGAUGCUAAGAUUGCCAUCAUAAAUGCUUUGGGAGAUGCAAAGAGAAUUGUGGAUAAGAUUAACUCAGAUCACGAUGAAAAGAAGACAGAUGAUAAGACUCUAGAAAGCACAGGAGGUGAACCAGAGACAAAAGAGGAAACUAGCUCCAAAGAUGUUGUUGUUUAGAGCCAUACGUUUUCUGCUUCAUCCAAUUUACAGAGCAGAAAGACCAUCCAACUUACAGAGCAUGAAUUUCAACUUACAAAGUGCGGAUAUUAAUUUCUAAAAUAAAGACAAAACAGAAUACCCUGUGGAUAGCUGAGUUCACCAAUCAAAUGUAUAAAUAAAAUGUUGACAGUUUGUGCUAGAGUUUAAUUCUCUUUUUGUGUGUGAACUGACACUCUUAGCCAUUGAAUAAUAUGCAAAGUUGGUAUACUAAUGCAGACAUAUGUGAUUGUGGGUGCCCAACAGAGGUAGAUAAGUGUCAAACCUUUCAUACAUGGUUUGACAGCUUACCAUACCAAUGCAGUGUGCUGUAGUUUUUUUUAGAUGGUUAGAGUAUCCUCAUAAAGUGUCACCCUUCUUAUAACCUAUAUUUCUACUCACAAAACUUCCACAUUUCCAUUCAGCAUCAGUCCAAGUACUUGGAUUUAAUUCAGGUUUAACAUGUAAGCAAUAUCCAAUUUCUCCCUUCAUCCCUAAACAGUGUAUGUCCAUUGAAAUAAGCCCAGUUCAUGCAAUUAACCUCACCAUUUGUCAUGAAUACCAAUUAUGUCAUAUUGUUCAACAUGAAGACAAAUUAUG